This is a messenger RNA of Echinostoma caproni, 621 nucleotides long. NCBI's taxonomy places the organism in Eukaryota, Metazoa, Platyhelminthes, Trematoda, Plagiorchiida, Echinostomatidae. The record is from the annotation of a GenBank genome assembly.
AUGAAAACAAAAAAACAACUUCAGAUUUAUAAACCGGAGAUUGUUACCUCUGAUGUUCACACUCGCUUCGGAAUUCUGGAGAGCAAAAUGGUCACUUUCAAUGGUAUUAUUGUCGUGAAUCCACUCACCGCCUUUUCGGAAUAUAACAAUUGGUGCCUUCGCCAGGAUCAGGAUGAAGGUUCCGUGGCCAGCAGCCUUCGAGGAUGGGGAUGUGCGGAUGUUCCUGGAGGAGUUCGAGGAUGUGGCGGAGCUGGCCGGAAUACGGACGGNNNGGACCCACUUUCGCAUGCCGUGGCCCUGCGUGGGCUAUUGGAUCGCGCACUACCGACAUUGGAUGAGAAUGCUCGCUCGGAACUUCUCCUUGACCGUUUCACGGGGAGCCUCCCGGAAGACAUACGUGAGAAAGCGAAACUCAUCAAUGUGGCACGUACCAUGGACGUAAUGGCCCUAGCCGAAGUUGUGAGGCAGUUCAUCGAUCAGGAAAUUGAGGCGGUGCGAACGCAGGAAGUUCAUAAGGAUGAGCCACCGGAAAACGUGAAGGCCACAGUCGACAGACUGACAGAUGAAGUGACGGCACUCAAAUCAAAUUUCGGACGGAAGAAAAACACAAAUGCAUGUUUU